GUUGAGGCAUCAACGUUUCGUGUCGGUGUUUAAUGUUGAUACUUGUUGAAAGAUUUAAUAAAGUAAUAUUAACUUUAUAAUUUAUUACAUUCCAAUAUAAUAUAAUUACCGCUAUGUCGGGUCAGAACGUUAACGUCUGUGAUAUUGGUGAAGAUGUUAAGGAAAAACUAAAGAAGUUCCGUUUCCAAAAACACACUUCGAACUGUGCUCUGAUAUUAAAGGUGAACAGGGACAAACAAGCGCUGGAAGUGGAUGAUGAAUUAGACAAUAUAGAGCUAGAGGACCUGCAGGAGAUACUCCCGUCACAUCAGCCCAGGUUUAUAGUUUACAGCUACAAACUGGAACACACGGACGGACGGAUAUCAUUCCCGAUGUGUUUCAUAUUCUACACGCCGCGGGACGCUCACAUGGAGCUGCAGGUGAUGUACGCUGGAACACAACGUGCCUUAGCUGCUGCUGUAGGGGCUCCGAGGCUGUUGGAAGUCAGAGAGAUUGACGAUCUCACCAACGAAUGGCUCAACGACAAACUUAAAAGAUAGACCGAUAUAGCAUGUGCC
Molecule: messenger RNA, 557 nt
Organism: Danaus plexippus (monarch butterfly)
Lineage: Eukaryota; Metazoa; Arthropoda; Insecta; Lepidoptera; Nymphalidae
Gene: GMF
Product: glia maturation factor beta
Exons: 4
Coding region: 114-539 (141 amino acids)
Biological process (GO): negative regulation of Arp2/3 complex-mediated actin nucleation; actin filament debranching
Cellular component (GO): actin cortical patch
Molecular function (GO): Arp2/3 complex binding; actin binding
Source: RefSeq, a predicted model, not a curated record